Wyeomyia smithii (pitcher-plant mosquito) is the source of this 1287-nucleotide messenger RNA. RefSeq names its product CD63 antigen-like. NCBI's taxonomy places the organism in Eukaryota, Metazoa, Arthropoda, Insecta, Diptera, Culicidae. Bases 197 to 931 code for a protein of 244 amino acids. Gene Ontology annotation, cellular component: membrane. The transcript has 7 exons. The record is from RefSeq and is a predicted model, not a curated record.
UGCCGUUUUUGCCUCAGUUGCGUUUUAUCGGUUUCCUGAGGCGCACGGCUAGUGGUUCGAGGAACGAUCUUAUUGUGUCUGUAUAAUUAAUUCACACAGCCGUUUCAUACUAUCUAUCUGUUCAUAGCAGUAUUCUAAUAUAGGCCGGUAAAGAUUAUUUCUUUUUUAACAACACGACAACAAACCAACCGUCAAAAUGUCGCUGAGCACCAGUGCAAAUCUUGUGAAAUAUCUACUUUUUCUGUUCAACUUUUUGUUCGUGAUAACAGGCAUCACGAUUAUGGCCAUCGGGUUAACGGUUCAGGGCGCAUAUCAUAACUUUUCGGAUAUCCUGGAUCCACAAUUUUUCAGCGUUCCCACCUUUCUGGUAGUGAUCGGCAGUCUGAUUUUCGUAAUCGCUUUCUUCGGAUGCUGCGGUGCGUACAAAGAAAACUACUGCAUGACACUCACUUUUUCAGUACUACUGGUGCUGAUCUUCAUCCUAGAACUUGCGGCCGGUAUCAGUGGGUAUGUCCUGCGAAAUGACACAUACAACUUACUAUCCAACACAAUGCGCAGUUCGAUGAAAAAAUAUGGCAACGAAUCUGAAGAAAUCACCAUAAUUUGGAAUGAAAUUCACACCACCUACAACUGUUGUGGAGUCGAAAGCUCGAAGGAAUGGGCGGAAGCGAAUCCAGCUUUGUUUAACAUUUCGUACCUACCCAUGUCCUGCUGUGUGGAACCUCCAGUUUCCAUCGGGUACCGACGAUGUGUGGAUGAGAACCAUCCGGAGCUGUUGCGUUCUUCAGGUUGCAUUGAAUCUUUCGGAAACUACAUCAAGUCGCACGCCAUUAGUAUUGGAGCCGCUGGAAUCGCCAUAGCCGUAAUACAGUUCUUCGGAAUACUUUUUGCCUGCUAUCUGGCAAAGCAGAUAAAACAUUCAGGGUUCUAGUCACAAUUUAAUGUAAAGUGCUAAUUGUUGAUUGAGCGAUGAUUGAAGUGGAAGUGUUUCAAGUGUCGUUACAUGUGUGAAAAUUACGAACGUUUGAACAAUUAUUUUAUGAACUAUGUUUGUCUGUUACGUUUAUUAAUCUUGUUGCCCUCUCUUGCUUCGAUUAGUAAUUUCAGAAAGCGUUAAAUAGGAAAAAAUAAAACCAUAAUGCUUAAGCAGGUAUUAGACGAAGCAAAUAUUUGCUGUUUUUGGUACGCUUUUUAUUUGCACAAAAUUAAAUCUGUAUUGAAAAAUAGCAAAUAUUUGCUUCGUCUAAUACCUGCUUUAGAACAGUACAAUUACUGUGAGCCAGUUAA